AUGCAAGGUUUCAUAUUAGUCUUAUACCUGCUAGGUGAAAUUUUAAUGAAAUUGGAUGUUGCUCUUGAAAAUUCACCAAUAAUUAAAGCAAUAGAAUCAUCUAGUGAAGCUACAACAGUACUACUGACAGUGGAUUUCACUCUUCAAACUUUACAAUAUUUUCAAGGAUUAUUUCACAAUAAAGAAAAUGUUCAACAUAUUAUUCCUCAAAGAAAUCGAUUUGGAAUAGUGUUUUUAACGGCUAAAACUGCAAUUAAUAUUGCAUUAGAAACUAAGAGCGAUAAUGAAUUGGUGAAAUUACUGAAGAAUUUUAUUUUAGCUAAACAAAGAAGUUGGAAUGGUGGUGAUUCAGAAAAUAAUGUUAAUAUAGAAAAUUCUGAGCAUAACGAAAAUGAUAAUGUUAUUCCUUUACAACAGCAGUUAAUUGAUCAGAUAACAGAUCUUCAUGUUACUAGAAUUCAAGGAGCUCCUUGUAAAAAAAAAAUAAAGAGCGCUAUUGAAAUGUUAGGAAAAAAUAGGGCAAUACGUGAAAUUACAAGUCAAGUUAAUGUACAAGAGACUGAUGAUGGAGGUGCAAUAUCGAGAUCAUAACAAAAAUGUUUAUUAUGCGGAAAACCAGGUCAUUAUCAGAAAAAAUGUCCUGGUAAAAGUAGUAUCAGAGAAGAAAACUAAUGUUUAAAACUUUUAGUAUUAUGUAUAUACAAUUUAUAUAUUGUUAUGUAUGCAAAAUAUGAUACUAGCUAGUUAUGUU
Molecule: messenger RNA, 751 nt
Organism: Rhizophagus irregularis DAOM 181602=DAOM 197198
Lineage: Eukaryota; Fungi; Glomeromycota; Glomeromycetes; Glomerales; Glomeraceae
Source: RefSeq, a predicted model, not a curated record